UCGACCGAAAAUUUUAAAAAAUAAUACAAACAUUAAACACUAGUAGUCGUGGUCGCUUCAGUGUUCACUUGUUCAGUUCAGAUCAUACGCGGACAAAUGUAUAUUUAUGCUACUAACUGAGUUUAUCAAUUAGCACAUCGUUGACGAAACUUAGUACCGUAGUAAUUCAUAUAGGGAAUUACCGCGGCGUUGACGUGUAUUAGAAUUGUUCAUAUAAAAUAAAAAUGAAGUCGUGUAAUUCUUUUCUACCUCUAUUUAUUGCUCUUGCUGUUUUAAGCCGAAGUGUUUUUUGUUACGAAAUUGAUACCUACGAUUUUCUCAUGCCAAAUGUUUGGCCUAACAAGGAUGAAGUAUACUUAUGUACUCCUAUAAGAAUAGCUCCGCAGAAAAACUUCUAUGUGGUCGGAUUUAAGCCUAAUGCUACGAUGCAUACAGCCCAUCACAUGCUUCUAUACGGCUGUUCUGAACCAGGGUCAAAUGACUCUGUAUGGAGCUGUGGUGAAAUGCAGAGCAACGAAUUGGAUAGCCAUUACAAUACAGCAAGUCCUUGCGCCUCUGGAUCACAGAUAGUAUACGCAUGGGCUCGUGACGCACCUCGUCUGCAGCUUCCAAAGGAUGUGGGUUUCCUCAUCGGCCACGACUCCUCCAUCAAAUAUCUUGUACUCCAAGUGCACUAUAUGACGAAGUUUCCAGCUGGUAAGACGGAUAACUCUGGAGUAUUUUUGGAGUACACAACAACUAAGAUGCCUCGCCAGGCGGGCGUGUUCCUGCUGGGCACGAGCGGGGUCAUCGCCCCCCACGGCAUCGAGCACAUGGAGACCGCUUGCACCAUCAACGAGGACAAAGUCAUACACCCCUUUGCGUUCCGACCGCACACGCACUCUCUCGGUACCCAAGUAACUGGCUACGUUGUACGUCGGUCUGAGAAAGGCGAUACCUGGCAAGUGUUGGGUAGCAAGAAUCCUCAGCUACCUCAGAUGUUCUACCCGGUCGUGAACACCUCCCCUAUCAUGAAGAACGACGUGCUUGCAGCCCGAUGCGUUAUGAAUAAUACCCACCAUCAUACUGUUCAGAUUGGACCAACAAACAAUGAUGAAAUGUGCAACUUCUACCUUAUGUAUUGGGUUGAAAACGACACUCCUCUUAGCCAGAAAUAUUGCUUCUCCGCCGGUCCGCCUUACUACUACUGGAACAGGGCUCCCGAAGCCUUCGACCGCAUUCCUGACAUGGAUGUCAAUAUAUUGUAAGAAGUUUAAGAUUCCGAUAUGUUCCUUGACUAUAUAGACUAGGAGCUGGUUGUAAAAUAAACGAUCUGAUUGAAAAAUUAUAUAGCGUGAAACGCCAAAAAAGAAAUAUUUUUGAUCUCAAUUUAAAUAUAUAUAUAUAUAUAUAUAUAUAAACAAAUAUAAGUGUCAAGUUUAAAAAUGGAAAUGAAACAUAUAAUAUCCUUAAUAUUUAUGCAGCUCAUAGUCUAAUAGUUUUAUUUCUGUGGCACAAAAUUUUAUCUUGUUAUAAAAUGUUUUUAGUGUUGUAGUAAGUCCUGUUUUGUAGGUAACUUAUGAUUAAAUUAUAUUUCCGAAGUUUAAUAAGUUACAAAGUCCUUAGGACAGAAUAUUAUAGUUAUUUAAAUUUCGUUGAAGUUUUAAAGACAUGCAAGUAGUAAUAUAAGUUCAAUUAAAUUAACUGAAUGUCAUAUAAAAUGAUAUAUAUCAUAAUUGGUAGGAAAAAAUAAUACAUAGUAUAUAUUAGUAAAAAACAUAACGACAAGAAAAAAAUUAGAUAUUUUUAAAUGUGGAUGGUAUAGUGGAUUUAUUUGAUACAUAAAAUGGAAACCAAUCAUACUAACUGUCUUUACACACUCAAACAUAUAUAUAUAAAUAUAACAUAGGAUACGCAUACAUGUAUGUACCACUUAUGUAUUUAGUUUUCAUUUUCGUCAUCCUUUUUUAAUUUUAUUUUAUUACACGAAAUUUUGCCAGUUUCAUAUGUGCUUACGAGCCUUCAGGUAAAACGAUAGGAAAAAAUAAGUUUAGGUCCGAAUAAAAUAUAGAAUGUACAAUACACAUCGCGAAAGUACGACUAAAUUAGGACUUGUAUCAUAUUGAAUAUGUUUUAAAAAGGUAUUCAGUAAUGCGUUUGUCUUAUCGUACAUUCAAUAAUGUUUGUAGGUUCAUGAUUUCUUUAUUAUACUAUAUCGUUAAUUUUUGUAAUCGCAAUUCUUGAGUUACAUGUCUAUAAAUUAAAAUCUUAAUACAAAAACAAAACGAAAAAUGUUUCAAUAUUGCUUUCUUUGGUUCUUUUAUCUUUAACCAUAGACACGUGUAAGACUGCGGCGUUGUGCCACAUAAGUGUUGCAUACUCUAUGAUUCUUACAAAACCGGUAUGCCAAUUUACAGCUUGUAUAAAUUAUGAACUAAAUUUAUAAUUAAAAAAAUAAAAACAUAUUUAAUCUGUUUCCGCUUUUAAGAUUUAUAUUAAACAAAUGACUGACAAAAUAUUCUAUAUUCAAAAUCUAUCAACGCAUUUUUAAUUCAUAUCACUUUUUGAUUUAAUUGUUAAAGUGAAGUUGUAAGGAAAAACUAUAAGUUAGUAGUUAGUGCAGUCCCUGACUCCUUGCACAAAACUGUGCAACAAAUUACAGACUUUUUUUAACGCCAUAACUUGGUUUUAUUAAUAUCUAAAUAGUAAAUGAUUUUAUGUCAUAAAGAAUAAUAAUAUUAUGUGUAAGUUAUUAAUAAUAUUAUAUUUUAAUACUUUUUGUCAUUACAUUACAGUACUUUUAUUUUUACAUUCUUGUUAUUUUAGUCUGUUUAUCUUUAAUUUCAAUAAUACUUAGCAGCAUUUAAUGUUACAUAUAACAAUAGUAAUAUCACUUGCACCAUAGAGUAUAAAAUAUUAAUAGAUGUUUCUUCGAAGUAUUCGAAUGUACGUUUCAACAAUAUUAAGUGUUAUUUAUAAGCAUUCUUCUGUUUAAAUUGAUUUUUUCAUUUUAUAGUAUGACGUAUAUCGUAAAAUAUUAUCUAGUCAAUCUAAGACUCAGUAGUCUGUGAAAAUUCCAUAUAAUAAGUAAAAAUUUAUAUAAAAAUCUAUAUUUCUAUCAAUUUUACUAAACAAUAAAGCUUUACGGAAAAGUCUGCGAAUUAAUUAGAUCUGAUUUCUGUCUGUAUUUUUUACUCUAGCAACACUGACAGACAUAUAAUACUACAAUAAAUUUUCAUAUUCUGAUAGUUUAAUUUUAAUUUAGAAACAUGUUUUUAGUUUAUUAUAUUUUAUGUAACCUCUUUACUUAAAUCGUAUUAGAACCUAAUGUAGUUGCAUAUCAAGAGGAUUUUUCGUAAAAAGAUUUCAUAUUUUUAAUAAAUAUAUAUUAUCUGUGUUAACAUAGCCAUAUUGUAAUCUUAAUUAUAGAUGAAUGUAUAUUUUAACAUAUAAUGACUCGGCUUGCUCUAUGGACUUCGAUAUUUGUAUAAAUAUAUACUAUUAAAAUAUAUCUCAGAAUUAUUAUAUAAUUACAUAGUAAGGAUAACAUUGUAUUACACAUUAUUUGAAUCGCUCAAAUGCGUGAAAUUUCUAGAAUUCCAUGUAACAAAUACAUUGCACAUACAAACUUGUGAUAUCAGAUCACAAGAACAAACAAUACUACAAUUAUUUCCUAAUGAAUAUGACAUUUAUCUGUUUCGUUUCGUAUCUUUGUAUAUAAUUGUCAAUUUAUUGACAAUAGUAAUUUAAUAAAAGUAAAUCGCCACAAGCGACCUUACUUAUAAAACGUUGUUUAUUGAAUGUUAAUACAACUAAUCCACCCCCCCUCCCCUACUUCCCCUCUUCAUACUCAUGAAUGAUAUAUUGUAUAUUAUAAAUUUUUAGUAAAAUUAUACACGU
Molecule: messenger RNA, 3879 nt
Organism: Vanessa atalanta (red admiral)
Lineage: Eukaryota; Metazoa; Arthropoda; Insecta; Lepidoptera; Nymphalidae
Gene: Phm
Product: peptidylglycine alpha-hydroxylating monooxygenase
Exons: 9
Coding region: 225-1247 (340 amino acids)
Biological process (GO): peptide metabolic process
Cellular component (GO): extracellular region; membrane
Molecular function (GO): oxidoreductase activity, acting on paired donors, with incorporation or reduction of molecular oxygen, reduced ascorbate as one donor, and incorporation of one atom of oxygen; copper ion binding
Source: RefSeq, a predicted model, not a curated record